This is a messenger RNA of Myiozetetes cayanensis, 5547 nucleotides long. RefSeq names its product signal-induced proliferation-associated 1-like protein 3. The record is from RefSeq and is a predicted model, not a curated record. Gene Ontology annotation, cellular component: cytoplasm; Golgi apparatus; plasma membrane. Gene Ontology annotation, biological process: regulation of small GTPase mediated signal transduction; activation of GTPase activity; establishment of epithelial cell polarity. Lineage: Eukaryota; Metazoa; Chordata; Aves; Passeriformes; Tyrannidae. Gene Ontology annotation, molecular function: GTPase activator activity; protein binding.
UUUGGGGGAGUUAUUUCUUAUUUUUAUGGGGUUUAUUUCUUAUUUUUGGGGGUUCAUUCCUAAUUUCUGGGGGGUUAUUCCUUACUUUUGGCUUCACUCCUAAUUUUUGGGGGGCUUUUUUUCCUAACCGCUCCUUAUUUUUGUGCACCUUAUUUCCCAUUUUUUCCAUCCUUAUUCCUUCUUUUCCGCCCUUUCCUCCCUCCACCUCUUCCCCAGCAGCCCCAUUCCCAUUCCCAACCCUCCUCUCCCUGUUUUUAAGCCCCUCAACCCCUUUUUCCUUCCCCUUUUUUUUCCCCCCAAUCCCUCCAAAAAUCCCAAUAAUUCGCUCAUCCAACCCCCCCAUUUUCCAACCUUUGGGAAUUCCCACCAAAACAGACAAUUAUCCUUUAAUUCCUUUGGAAUUAAACCACUUAUUUCUUCUUUUUUUUUCUUUAAAUUCCAGGGGUUUUCCCUCAAAUUCUCCACCAGGAAUUCCGUGGGAUCCUCGUCUUCCCGGAUGGCCCGGCCCGCCCGGCCCGGCCCGGCGUGAGCUCCGGCGCUGCCGCCCGCCAUGCGCCGGCGGCGCGGGAUUCGGCUCCGCGGCUCCCGCUCGACGCCCGCGCCCGUCCCGGUGCCCAUCCCGGCACCCAUCCCGGCCUCCGUGCCCACCCCAUCCUGGCCAUGAGCGGCCCCGUCCCCCUGGCCCCGCUCAGCUCCGCCGCCGCCGGACCAUGAGCUCCCACCGCCCCGCCCGGCACGACGGCGCCGAUGCCGAGGGGUCCCCGGCGGCCUUUUGGGCGCCCAAUGGGGCCGUGGCGGCGGGGCCGGGGGGCGACGCCCCGCGCGGGGCCGUGCCCAAAAUGGGGGUGCGCGCCCGCGUCGCCGAGUGGCCCCCCCGGAGAGGAGACACCACCAGCACCGCCAAGGAUUCCGGCGCCGGUGCCGGCCGGGACGCGCCGGCCAACCGGGACGGCGGCUUUCCCGGCGGGCAGCAGCCCUCGGCCGGAGUGCCCGGCCUCAAAGCCCUGCACCGCCUGGCGCGCCGGCGCUCCAAGGACGUGGAGUUCCAGGAGGGGUGGCCGCGCUCGCCGGCGCGGGGCCUGGCGCCGCUGCGGCACCGCAGCAGCAGCGAGGUGACCCUGAGCGAGUGCGACCCCGAGGAGCCGGCGGAGCCGCGCGGCGCCAAGCCGGGGGGCGCCUGCGGGCUGUUCCGCGAGUACGGCAGCACCUCGUCCAUCGACGCGCAGGGCCUCUCGGAGCAGAGCUUCUUCGACAUGCUCAACGAGUUCCGCACCGGCAGGCCGGAGCGGCGCGCCGGCACGCCCGAGCGCCUCGGCGACGCCGCCUCGGCACCGCCAGCGAAGGCGGAGGGUCGGAACGGGCCGCGCGAGGAGCCGCCGGCGCAGCCCAAGGACGGCAAGGCGCGGCGCCGCUGCCCCAAGGGCGACGAGUCCAUCUUCAGGAAGCUGCGCAGCGCCCGCAACGACGGCGACGGCAAGGAGCCGGAGGAGCCGCGGGCGCCGGCGGAGCCGCCGGGGAAGGGCUGGGUGUGCCGCAAGGGCUUCGCCCACUACGACGCCCAGAGCAUCCUGUUCGACCUCAACGCCGCCGCCCUGCAGCGCGCCGCCGGCACCCAGCGCCGCAACACCACCACCGGCGCCUCCGCCGCCUCCGCCGGCUCCGACCCCGCCUUCUCCAGCACCGAGGACCUCAACUCCAAGGAGAACCUGGAGCACGACGUGGGCGACAACACCAGCAACGAGCUGCUCCUCAGCUGCCCCCACUUCCGCAACGAGAUCGGCGGCGCCGGCGAGCGCGACCUCAGCUUCUCCAGGGCUGCCGGCGCUCCGGCCGUGCCGGGGGCCGAGGGGGCCUUCCCGGAGCCUUUCCACGCCGGCAGACCCACCAACGCUGGCAUCUCGGUGCUGGAGGUGCCCAAGGAGCUGCAGCGCAACCCCGAGCGCCUCAGGCACUACAGCGUGGAGCACGUGGACCUGGGCGCGCGCUACUACCGGGACCACUUCCACGGGAAAGAACAUUCCAACUACUUUGGCGUGGAUGACAAGCUGGGCCCGGUGGCCGUGAGCAUCCGGCGGGAGAAGCUGGAGGAGCACAAGGAGCACGGCCCGCAGUACCAGCACCGCCUCAUCUUCCGCACCAGCCAGCUGGUGACGCUCCGCGGAUCCAUCCUGGAGGACGCCACUCCCACCACCAGCAAGCCGGGCACGGUGCGGGGCCUCCCUCUGCGGGACACGCUGGAAUACGUCAUCCCCGAGCUCAACAUCCACUGCCUGCGCCUGGCCCUCAGCACCCCCAAAGUCACCGAGCAGCUGCUCAAGCUGGACGAGCAGGGGCUGUGCCGGCGGCACAAGGUGGGGAUCCUGUACUGCAAGGCCGGGCAGAGCUCGGAGGAGGAGAUGUACAACAACGAGGAGGCCGGGCCGGCCCUGGAGGAGUUCCUGGCGCUGCUGGGGGAGAAGGUGUCCCUCAAGUCCUUCAGCAAAUACGCGGCGCAGUUGGACACCAAGACCGAUUCCACGGGCACCCACUCGCUGUACACCACGUACCAGGACUACGAGAUCAUGUUCCACGUGUCCACCAUGCUGCCCUACACCCCCAACAACCGCCAGCAGCUGCUCCGGAAGAGGCACAUCGGCAACGACAUCGUCACCAUCAUCUUCCAGGAGCCCGGGGCGCUGCCCUUCACCCCCCAGAACAUCCGCUCCCACUUCCAGCACGUCUUCAUCAUCGUCAGGGCCCACCACCCCUGCACCGAGAACGUCUCCUACAGCGUGGCCGUCACCCGCUCCAAGGACGUGCCCCCCUUCGGGCCCCCCAUCCCGCCCGGCGUCACCUUCCGCAAGUCCGAGCAGUUCCGCGACUUCCUGCUGGCCAAGGCCAUCAACGCCGAGAACGCCGCCCACAAGUCCGACAAGUUCCGCACCAUGGCCACCCGCACGCGCCAGGAGUACCUGAAGGACCUGGCCGAGAACUACGUCACCAACACGCCCGUGGACUCGGCCGGCAAGUUCAACCUCAUCUCGCUGGCCUCCAAGAGGAAGGAGAAGGCCAAGGCGCGCGCCGGCGCCGAGCGGGAGAGCGCCGGGGCCGUGGCCUGGCGCGUGGCCGCCCGCGACUUCGCCCGCGGCGCCGACGUGCCCUGCGCCCUGGGCGUGUCCAACGAGUUCGUGGUGCUGCUGGACCUGGGCGCCAGGGAGGUGGUGUUCAACUGCUUCACCGGGGACGUCAUCGGCUGGAGCGCCGACGGGGCCCUGCUGCGCAUCUACCACGGCCGCGGAGACCACGUCAGCGUCAGGGCGGGAGAUGGAGGCGAGGAGGAGGUCAAGGAGAUCGUGCAGAGGCUCAGGGCCACGACGUCGGGCUGCGACACGGUGGACAUGACGCUGCGGCGCAACGGGCUGGGCCAGCUGGGCUUCCACGUGCAGCCCGACGGCACCGUGGCCGAGGUGGAGGACUACGGCUUCGCCUGGCAGGCCGGGCUGCGCCGCGGCAGCCGCCUGGUCGAGGUGUGCAAGGUGGCGGCCGUGGCGCUGAGCCACGAGCAGAUGAUCGACCUGCUGCGCACCUCCGUCACCGUCAGGGUGGUCAUCGUGCCCCCCCACGAGGACGGGGCACCCCGCAGGGGCUGGUCGGAGUCUCUGGCGCUGGGCUCGGGCGCGGCGGAGCCCAAGGCGGAGCCGGAGCCGUUCCCGGCGUUCCGGCCGCCGUUCCGCAGCAGCGCGGGCUGGCAGUGGAGCGGCCCCACCGCGCCCAAACGCGCCAAACCCCCGCCGGCACCGCACCGGGAGCCGCCCCACGGCAAGAGACCCCUGAGCUUCCCGGAGACCCCCCAGGCCGCCCCCGGCGCGCCGGGACAGCCCUACCGGCAACCUUCCGGAAGCUUCUCAGCCCCCGGCGGCGCCGGCACGGCCUACGCUCGCUACAAACCCUCCCGGAGAGGUGGGAAUGGUUUUCUUUGCCGGGGUAGGUACGGCGGGCGCUCGGCGUUCCCGGGGGAGCCGCACUCCGGACACUCCUCCGGACACUCCGGACACUCCUCCGGACACUCCGGACACUCCAGCCACGACGACUCCUCGUCCGGAGGAGGGAUCAGCAGCCACGAGGGCACCAUGGAGCGCCACAAACCGGAGCCCCUCUGGCACGUCCCGGCACAGUCGCGGCUGCCCGGCGGGAAACGGCCAGGCCGGCAGGAGCCCGGCGGGAAGGACUCGCCCAGCAGGCAUUCCAAGCCGGGGGAGCCGCCGUAUUCCAGCCAUUCCAGCACCAACACCCUGUCCAGCACCGCCUCCAGCGGCCACAGCGACGAGCGCUGGUCCGACCCGGCCGAUCCCGCGGGCUCCGACCCCGAUCCCGACCCCAAUCCCAGCCCCAAUCCCACCAAGGGCGGCUCCAGCGACAGCGGCAUCGACGCCCCCGCCAGAGCCGGCCCCCAGCGGGACGCCAAGAUUCCCAAAUCCAGCAGCGGCGGCGCCGCCGAUUCCAGGCGGGAUCCGUCCCCCCCCUCCGGGAAGAGCUGCCGGCAGAAAAGCGGGAAUUCCGCCGCCCCCGACGCCUUCAAGCCCAGUUCCAGCCCCCGGCCCCUCCUCCCCUCCUCGGCCGCCCCCCAACUUUCCGCUUCCGUCCCCAAAUCCUUCUUCUCCAAGACCCCCGGCAGGAGCAAAGCGGCGGCGGCGCCGGGAUGGAAACGGCCCGAGGAGCCCCCCGAGCCCAGAAAACAGGUGAAUGUCUUCGGCCAGCCCCGUCUCCGGGCCUCGCUCCGCGACCUCCGCUCCCCCCGGCGCGCCCCCAAAUCCAGCAUCGAGGACGACCUGAAGCGCCUCAUCCUCAUGGAUUCCUCGGCCCCCGAGCCGGAAACCCCCCCUCCCCUGCAGAGGACGCUGUCGGACGAGAGUCUGUGCGGGGGGCGCCGGGACCCCCCCGACCCCAAAUCCCGCAUCCCAACCCUGGAUCCCGAGGCGUUCCCGGGGGUUUAUCCCUCCAGCACCCUGCCCAGCCGCCGGCAGCACCCCCAGGACAGGAAGGCCCCUGGGGUGUCCCCAGAGCUGCCCCUGUGCCGGAUGGACCCCGGGCUGAUCCCCCUGCCCGACACGGCGGGGCUGGAAUGGGCCAGCCUGGUCAGCGCUGCCAAGGCCUACGAAGUGCAGAGAGCCGUGUCCCUGUUCCUCCUCACGGACCCCCGCUCACCUCCCAGCCCCCUGGACCUGCCAGAGGUUUCCCAGCUGGAGGCGAUGCUGAAACAGCUCCACAGUGACCUGGAAAAGGAGAAGCAGGACAAGGUGGUCCUGCAGGCCGAGGUGGCGAACCUGCGGCAGAACAACCGGCGGCUCCAGCAGGAAUCGACGUCGGCCGCGCGGCAGCUCCGGCGCUUCGCCAGGAUCUUCUCCGGGGCCGGGGCUGCUGAGGAGCCCUGAGAGGGACAGGAGGGUCUGGGGGGGCUCCACGACCACCCCCCCGGGGCUCAGAGACCCCCUGGGACAAAGAGACCUCCCUGGGACAGCGACAUCUCCUGUGGGAUCGUCCCCGUGGGAUCAGGAACAGCCGGAGCUU